Molecule: messenger RNA, 3659 nt
Organism: Lontra canadensis (Northern American river otter)
Lineage: Eukaryota; Metazoa; Chordata; Mammalia; Carnivora; Mustelidae
Gene: ZBTB21
Product: zinc finger and BTB domain containing 21
Exons: 2
Coding region: 276-3434 (1052 amino acids)
Biological process (GO): regulation of transcription by RNA polymerase II; negative regulation of DNA-templated transcription
Cellular component (GO): nucleus
Molecular function (GO): RNA polymerase II cis-regulatory region sequence-specific DNA binding; DNA-binding transcription factor activity, RNA polymerase II-specific; protein binding
Source: RefSeq, a predicted model, not a curated record
GAAUCACGGCCUCAGCAGCUCUGGUUCUUCAUGCUUCCUCUCCGGAGAGAAAGGGCUAGAACCAAGCCUCGAACGGAUGAGACCCCUAACGAGCAGACCUUUCCUUGCAAACCGUGCUUCCGCCCAGCCGCCGAGGCCCAGCAGCCCCCCGCUGGUAUGAGGGCACCGCAGCUGCGAUCCCCCGUCCCAGAGCCGCUCAGCCAGUGACCGGCGCGCCCCGCGAGCCCCGAGCCCCCCCGCGGCCGCUCCUCGUGCUGUCGAAGUGGGCGCCCGCGAUGGAGGGGCUGCUGCACUACAUCAACCCGGCCCACGCCAUCUCCCUGCUGAGCGCCCUCAACGAGGAGCGCCUCAAGGGACAGCUGUGCGACGUGCUCCUGAUCGUGGGUGACCAGAAGUUCCGAGCGCACAAAAACGUCCUGGCCGCCAGCAGCGAGUACUUCCAGACCUUAUUCACCAGCAAGGACAACGAGUCCCAGACCGUCUUCCAGCUGGACUUCUGCGAGCCGGACGCGUUCGAUAACGUCCUGAACUACAUUUACUCCUCGUCCCUGUUCGUCGAGAAGAGCAGUCUGGCGGCCGUGCAGGAGCUCGGCUACAGCCUCGGGAUUUCCUUCCUGACCAACAUCGUCUCCAGAACCCCUCAGGCCCCCUUUCCGACGUGUCCCAACAGGAAGAAAGUAUUCAUCGAGGACGAUGAAAGCAGUUCUCAGAAGAGAAGCGUCAUCGUGUGCCAGAGUAGAAACGAAGCCCAGGGAAAAACCGGGAGUCAGAACCAGCCCGACCUAAGCCACCCGGCCCGGCCCUCCCCGAGCACCGCCGUCAAGACCGGCCCCGGUAAGCCCCACGUCCCCAAACCGGCCGAGCCGCUGCCCGGCUCUCCGCUGGCCGAGAAGGGCUGGCCGAGAGACGGCUCUGUGGGCUUCGCGAAGGUGGUGGAGCGCGCGGGGCCUCUGGAGGACCCCGGCAGAGGCGGGCUGGGGACGCGGAGCGCGCCGCUGUCUUCCAGGCCCCUGCAGGACAGGGAGGCCGCGGACGAUAAACUUCCCAAAGGCAAAGCCAUCGAGCUGGCUCUGAAGAGACCGCGGCCGCCGGUGUUGUCCCUCGGAAGCGCGUCGGAGACCCCCUACGUGCUGAAGGAGACGCACAAAGGAGGGGGUCAGGGCGAGGACAGGAACCUGCUGUACUACUCCAGGCUGGGGCUGGUGGUCCCGUCCGGCGGCGCGGGGCCCGGGAAGCCCGGCAUCGACAGGAGCGGCCCGCUCGUCAAGAGUCUGCUCAGACGCUCGUUGUCCAUGGACAGCCAGGUGCCCGUCUACUCGCCCGCCAUGGAGCUCACGUCUUCCCAGGGGCCCUCUUCUGGGGCAGGCGAGGUGCCGGGGAGCGUGUUCUGUGCCCUGUCUCAGAAGUCGGCCCUGAAGGAGUGCGGGGAGAAGGCGGCCGUCGACGAGCGGAGCCCCGCGCCCCAGCCGCACCGCCUCAGGUCCUUCAGUGCCUCGCAGCCCACGGACAGGGAGGGCGAGCCGGCCGUGACCGAGGUCCGCAUCAAGACGGAGCCCCGCAGCCCGCUGUCUGACCCCUCCGACAUCAUCCGCGUCACCGUGGGAGACCCGGCCGCCGCCGCCGCCGCCAGGGACCUCCCCGUGAAAACCGAAGACGACCAGAAGGACAUGAGCAGGCUCCCGGCAAAAAGAAGGUUCCAGGCGGACCGGAGGCUGCCGCUGAAGAAGGUGAAGGAGGACGAGCACGGGUCUCCGGCGUCCGAAGACACCUUCGAGGAGGGCUCCAGCCCUCCCCUCCCCGAUGCAGAGUUUCCAGAUUCUGACUUGAACAAAGAUGAAUUUGGUGAGUUGGAGGGAACAAGACCCAACAAAAAAUUUAAGUGCAAACACUGCCUUAAGAUCUUUAGAUCGACGGCGGGUCUUCACCGGCACGUUAACAUGUACCAUAACCCAGAGAAGCCCUACGCUUGUGACAUCUGUCACAAGCGGUUUCACACCAACUUCAAAGUGUGGACGCACUGUCAGACCCAGCACGGCAUAGUGAAGAACCCGUCGCCGGCCUCUAGUUCACAUGCCGUUUUGGACGAGAAAUUCCAAAGGAAGCUGAUUGACAUAGUGCGCGAGAGAGAGAUUAAGAAGGCCCUGAUCAUUAAGCUGAGGCGCGGCAAGGCUGGCUUUCAGGGCCAGAGUAGCUCCCAGGCCCAGGCCAUCAAGAGGAACCUGCGGUCGCGAGCCAAAGGAGCGUACGUCUGUUCGUACUGCGGAAAAGCCUACCGCUUCCUCUCGCAGUUCAAGCAGCACAUAAAAAUGCACCCGGGAGAGAAGCCCGUUGGCGUCAGUAGGGCCGCCAAGCCCAGGGAGCACGUCUCUCUGGAGAGGCCGGUAGAGAACAAGGAGGUUUACCAGUGCCGCCUCUGUAAUGCUAAGCUCUCUUCUCUUCUAGAGCAAGGAAACCACGAGCGGUUGUGCAGGAACGCCACCGUUUGCCCCUACUGCAGCCUUAGGUUUUUCUCGCCCGAGCUGAAGCAGGAGCACGAGGGCAGGUGUGAGUACAAGAAGCUGACGUGCCUCGAGUGCAUGCGCACCUUCAAGUCCUCUUUCAGCAUCUGGCGGCACCAGGUCGAGGUCCAUAACCAGAACACCAUGGCGCCGGCCGAGAACUUCUCCUUGCCUGUCCUGGAGCACAACGGGGAUGCGACGGCCGCCGCCAGGCCCCCGACGCAGCCCGAGCCCCAUAGGGCCAACCACGCGGUCACUGCCAAAGACGACACCACCUUCAGCGACUGCUCGGAGCAGGUGAACUUCGACUCGGAGGACUCCUGUCUGCCCGAAGACCUCAGCCUCUCCAGGCAGCUCAAGAUCCACGUCAAGGAGGAGCCCGCCGAGGAGGCCGAGGAGGAGGCGCCCGAGGCCCGCGCCGCCCCCAAGGACGCCGGCUCCAGCAAGGACGCCAGCCUGUGGCCCUGCGAGAAGUGCGGCAAGACGUUCACGGCGCACAAGCAGCUGGAGCGGCACCAGGAGCUGCUGUGCUCCGUGAAGCCCUUCAUCUGCCACGUGUGCAACAAAGCCUUCCGCACCAACUUCCGGCUCUGGAGCCACUUCCAGUCGCACAUGUCUCAGGCCACGGAGGACUCGGCGCAUAAGGACUCGGAGGCCUGCCCCGUGCCCACAAACUCUCCGUCCCCGCCCCCGCUGCCCCCGCCGCCGCCGCUGCCCAAGAUCCAGCCCCUGGAGCCCGACAGCCCCACGGGUGUGGCCGAGAGCCCCGCGCCCGCCACGGAGAAGCUGUUCGUGCCCCAGGAGUCCGACACGCUCUUCUACCACGCGCCCCCCCUUUCUGCGAUCACCUUUAAGAGACAGUUCAUGUGUAAACUGUGCCACAGGACAUUCAAGACGGCUUUCAGCCUCUGGAGUCACGAGCAAAGCCACAACUGAAAGGCCGGCCCUCCUCACCUGUCGCGGAAGGGGCGGUGUCUCCAGAGUGCGACCCUAAUUGGGAAACGUGCAUCAGAAGCGAGAUAUUGUUCAAAAGAGAAUAAUAAAGCUUGGAAAUUGUUACGCUUGAAUAGAAGUUGGGAGGGAAAUUGGUACUAAUUAGUGAUGAUGUCCUCACUCAGCCUAGGGAGACUAAAGCCUGUCGUGCGUCGGACCUUUCCGUCA